Molecule: messenger RNA, 802 nt
Organism: Plutella xylostella (diamondback moth)
Lineage: Eukaryota; Metazoa; Arthropoda; Insecta; Lepidoptera; Plutellidae
Source: RefSeq, a predicted model, not a curated record
CGAUACCCUUUUUCGCAACACCCUGUAUGUAUCUAAUUAUCCCGUUAUAUAAGUUCGGUAUCUAAAAUAUCUGUACUAGUGUUUUUUUAUUCACCAAUCAAUAUGGUUGCCAAAUUAUUGUGCCUGUUCGUUCUGGGUGUCGUAUCCCAAGGAUACGCCCAGACCGACAUCAUUCUCGAAGACGUCACCGUCAACCAUUACGCAUCACCUUGGUUAAGCACAACUUUAUCCCUCCAUAAGCCUGGUAUGUUCGACACCCUGCUAUCCUGCGCUGUGGGCUUCCCACACAACAUAAUGUACGAAGCUUACCCUGCAGACAGACUGCCUAAACCAAGUUUCCAGUUCGCCUCAAGUGUGGAACCGUUCAGGACUUGUACCGUCGCGAUCCGGGAUGUGGCGGUGUCUGCCUCCGGCACUUAUCAGCUGAUCGCUGUGACGUCAGACGCGAAUGGGUCGCAGACUCGCACGAGGAGAAACUUCAAGUUGAACGUACGUUCGGUGUAAUUUGGUGUGCAGUGUUGGUUAGGGUUAGACCUUCUGUACGUGUAGUACAGGUUUGAAAGUUUGUCGAAAAUGAUAAAAGUUUACUUACGUUUUCUCGCAUACUAAUUGGCGUUUAACUUUUGACAUAUUUAAGUAAGUAUAAUGUAUGGAAAUAACAGAAGAAAACAUUAACUUUUUCAGUUUUCGUAAAUUGAUAAACCCGUACUAGAAGCUCUGUGAUUGUUGUAAGUGAAUUUUAUAUUGUCAUGAUAUUAUUAUGUUGAAAGGAAAUAAAGUUUGGGAUCGUUGCGAUGGAAAA